UCUCUCAAAAUCGACAUUUUGACAUUUCUUUGCCUCGCGCACGUGGGACUGACAAAUUCGUCCUGAAGUUAAAUCCGAGUCGAAGCGUCGAUUAUAUCGCAUUGAAUCGUUUACUCGAUGACGAAAGCGUCAGUAGAAUAGUUGUACACAAAGUACACAAAACUCAUGGAUCCUGGAAUCCUCUCGAGGCUGAUCCCUCAGAACAAGGAACAGGUACGACCUGCCUGUAAAAAGUGCGGAUACGCCGGACACUUAACCUAUCAGUGUCGGAAUUUCAUCAAGAUCGACCCGAACAAGGAGAUUGUGCUGGACGUCAGCAGCACGAGCUCCGACAGCGACGAGAAUUACGUAACCCCGUUGACGGAAUUGCGCGAGCGUGAGCUGAAGAAAAAGCUGAAAGACGCGAAGAAGAAGCGCAAGGAGAAAUCCAAGAGGAAGCGGAAGAAACGCGGGAAAUCGGACAGCGAGUCCGAGUCCGAAGGCUCCAGCAGCGACGAGGAGGAAAAGAGACAGAGACAUAAAAAGAGAAAGAAGAGCUCCAAGCACAAGAAACACAAGAAGCGCAAGAAGGACAGCUCGUCCGAGAGUGAAAAGAGUGACGAGAAAUAAAUUUCAUAAUCGUGAGUGUGAAGGGAUUCUUUUUUCUUUCCAAUUUAUUCCGUCGUUCAAUGUUAAUUAAAUGUCAUGACUGUGACAUUUUUUCUGUUUAUGCAUUUCCUCAUAUUAUGUAUGCUGACUCGAAUAAGAAUGUAAUUAUGCGUAUAUUUCUCCAUAUAUAAAGGACGAAGUGUGAAUUCAUUA
Nylanderia fulva is the source of this 801-nucleotide messenger RNA. RefSeq lists its product as uncharacterized. The record is from RefSeq and is a predicted model, not a curated record. NCBI's taxonomy places the organism in Eukaryota, Metazoa, Arthropoda, Insecta, Hymenoptera, Formicidae. Gene Ontology annotation, molecular function: zinc ion binding; nucleic acid binding.